Erinaceus europaeus (western European hedgehog) is the source of this 5875-nucleotide messenger RNA. Its product is annotated as ADP-ribosyl cyclase/cyclic ADP-ribose hydrolase 1-like. Bases 476 to 1024 code for a protein of 182 amino acids. Lineage: Eukaryota; Metazoa; Chordata; Mammalia; Eulipotyphla; Erinaceidae. The record is from RefSeq and is a predicted model, not a curated record. Gene Ontology annotation, cellular component: plasma membrane. Gene Ontology annotation, biological process: positive regulation of B cell proliferation. The transcript is spliced from 3 exons. Gene Ontology annotation, molecular function: phosphorus-oxygen lyase activity; NAD+ nucleosidase activity.
GAGAUCUGCUGCCUGCCGUCCUAACAUGCUUCAGGUGACCGUGUUUUUUGGAGGUGGAGGUGCGGAAGAGGGGCUGACAAAACAGCUCACAGGGCAGGUGUCUGCUUUCCAUGUCGCAUACGUGUACAUAGACCUGAGUUUGCAGCUGGUUGUCAGCACACUGGAAGAAGCUUCAGUGCUGUGGCAUCAAUCCCUUUGACUGUCUGCCUCUGUCUCUGUCUCCCUUUGGCUCUGUUUCUGUCUCUCUCUCUGACUGUUUUUUUUUUUUUUUUACCUGAAAAAGAGCCUGAGUAGUGAAGUCCCCCCAGAAGUGCUAUUGGAUAAGCUGUUAGUUUCUUUUGAGUCCUGUAAGGCCUCAUUGGACCAGUCACCACUGAGCUCUGCAGAGGGCAGAGGCGGGAUGGACUGGGGAAGGAAGCAGCAAACACAGAAGUGAAAGUGAAAGACCCAGAGCCAGCUGAACACUCGUCUUCCCAUGUCUGCUCACCUCGUCUACAUCCAGAUGACCCCUUCCCAAGAGGACCUCGGCCCUGACCCAGAAUCUUUAGCAGACAAUGACCCUGUGGACCAGGGUGGAUGUUGCCCCCAGGCCACCACCUUGCUGGAAAGGAAGGAGUCUUCUCUUGGCAGUUUCUGGAAAGCACUCAGCUUUAGAGUGUGUUUCAUACUGGUGGUGUUGGUGUUGGUGGUGGUUGGAGUCAUUCUGUGGCUGUUUCUGUGGACCCCAAGUCAGGUCAGCCAAACACCACAAAUCUGGAAGGGCAGCGGCACCACCAGCAAUUUCUCCAACAUUCUCCUGCAACGCUGCUUCUCCUAUGUCCGCACACGGGGAUCAGAGCUCAGGCAUAAAGACUGCCACCAGAUUUUGGAGGCGUUCCUGAGUGCGUUUCUCUCCAAGAACCCUUGUGAGGUUACUGAGCAAGACUAUGCGCGACUGCUGCAGCUCACAGAGCAAAAGAUCCCCUGUAACCAGGGAGCCAUGCUCAAGCUCCUCCAUAGAAGACCUGAAAACGAUUCUCAGUGAAAAGAAUAUCGAGUUUACCUGCCAGUGAGACUUCAGGUAGCUGACUUCUUCCUGAACAAGACAUGGCUACCUCUCUGUUGGUAGGCAUUGUCCCCUUCUUCUGAUUCUUCUCCGUUGGAAGACAGGCAGGGACCCCUCUUAGGCCUUGACGGAGACCCAGGAUGGUGAAGUGUGAUGCUGCUGACUUCUUCCAGUCCAGCCAGAAGAUGCCCCCAACCAGGACCUUCAAUGAUCAGCUUUGCCAGCUCCCCCUCUUCCUGCCCUGUCUGCCCCUACUAGCAGCCUUUCAUCUUGAGCCUUGACCCCUUCAGGCAGCUCUCCUGCCUUCCCCUGUGAGAGUGGCAGUGGGCAGUACUGAGGACCCCACCGUGCUCUCUGCCUGAGUGAACAUGCUUCCUCUCUUAUAAUCGGGAACUAAGUCAGAUAAAAACACAUAACCUGGGAUCCUAGAAAAGAAGAUUUAUGCUUGUUUGUCUGUGUUUAUAUUGUAUUGAUUGAUGGGAUAGAUAGGAGGACAGAGAGAGAGAAAGAACUAGGCAUCACUCGUGCAUGUGCUGCCAGGGAUUGAACUCAUGACCUCAGGCUUAAGAGUUCAAUGCUUUAUCCACUGCACCACCUCCCGGACCACAACAAAGCUUUUUAUAUUUUUUUUUCUUUUAUUGGGGGAAUUGUUCACAGUCAACAGUAAGAUACAAUAGUUUGGAAAAAAAAUACAGUGGUUUGUGUUAUGCCCAGAGGUUCGAGUCCUGAUCUCACACAUGGAACACCAGAAUCACAUGCAAUAGCAAGAGCCUUUAUUAGCAAGCUUAAGCUUGGGCCACUGACACCCUUCCACACAAGGGAAGAGUCUGCGCGGAUGACCUUUCAACAUUCUUGCUAUCUGCUUUUUAUAGUACAGGGAACAAGAGCAAUUAGUCACAGUUUAAUGGCUGUAAUAAGGGACCAUUGGAACCAUUGAUUUCAGUUUAACAUUCUCUAACAAGUAACAGUUGGUUUCAGUUUAACAGCUGUAUCAAGGAACAGUUGGUUUCAUUUUAAGGGUUUCUAACCUCCACAUUCUCCCCUUUGUCUUUUGUAACUUCUAGGGCCCAAUCUUGGGCCAAUCCCUGUUUCUGACUUCUGUCCCGGUCAAUGGGUUUGAGGAGCAGUAGUAGCAAAAAUAAAGAUCAGAGUCAUCAGGAGAGAAAGUGUGCAGUCACUAAUGGAGCAACUGGAGCUUGAGUAGGUGUUUGGGGACAGACUUGAGUCGCCAUCUAGUCUUGAACUCUUCUGUCUCUGCUGCAUGAAUGUGGGAGUGGUGGAUCCAUGGGCCAAUACCGUCCACCUUCAGGGUCAUGGGGGUGGCUAGGAUGACAGUAUAAGGUCCUUUCCAUCGGGUCUCGAGUGUCUCUUUUGGGUGGCAUCUCACCAAGACUGAGUCUUCGGGCUGGAAGGGAUUAGGGUCUGGAGGAUGUGCAGCUUCAUAUAUUGUUCUCAGUCUUGACCAAACAUGCUUUUGGACUUGAGCUAUUGUUCUAGGCUGGCUGCUAGCAUUUGCAAGUCUGCAGGCUUGCAUUUUGCAACUAUUUCCUUAAUGAGUUGGUUCUUGUUGUGGAUUCUCAGGCUGGCUUUUUGCAAAAGUUCGGCCAUUUUUCUUUCUCCCAGGUGGGUACUUCUGUGUAUCUGCUGUAGCAGGUGUUUGGCCACGGCUUGGGGUAAGAUGAGUCUACCAUCAGCUGUUACCCACCAGUUACUGUGCUUGUCAGUGAGAGGUAACUUUUUUAUCUGGAGCUCAUCAUCUGGUGUAUAUUCUGGCUUAUCAGGCAGGGUGGGCUCUCCAGGGUUUGGCAGACAAAGAGUUAAUUCAUCAGUUCUUUCUAUUGUGACUUGUCUGGCUGUGGUAUCUGCUAGGCGAUUGCCCUGUGCCACAGAACUUUCUCCCUUUUGGUGUCCAUGGAAGUGUAUUAUGGCCGCCUCAUCUGGCAUCCAGAUAGCCUCUAACAAGUCUAACAUUUCUUGUUGAUUUUUAAUAGCUUUACCUUUAGACGUGAGCAGUCACCUUUCUCGAUAUAGCACCAUGGAUGUGGGCUGUGGCAAAGGCAUAGUGGCUAUCAGUGUAGAUGUUAAGUCUUUUCCCUUUUCCUAGGUUGAGGGCUUUUGUGAGGGCAAUUAAUUCAGCUUUUUUGGGCCAAAGUCCCUGCGGGCAGGGCAGCUGCCCACAGAGUCUCAUGUUCAGUAGUUACCAUGGCCCCAGCAUACCUUACCCCAUCUCUGAUGAAGCUGCUCCCAUCAGUAUACCCGUUCACUUCUGUUCCUUUUAAAGGCUGGUCCUUCAGGUCUUCCCAGAGGCUAGAUGUGUAGCUCAGAAUCUCAGAGCAGUCAUGUAAGGGAGUGUCUAAUUUGGGGUUGGGGAGCAAGGUAGCCGGGUUCAAGGAUGCUCUGGAUGAGAACUGAAUAACGGGUGGGUUUAGCAACAAGCUUUGAUAAUAAGUUAACCGGGCAUUGCUGAUACACCUGUCAGGAGGUUGUCGGAGGAUUCCAUCUACAGCGUGAGGGGUAGUCACAGUCAAUUUCUGACCGAGAGUCAACUUCUGAGCAUCUUUUGUCAACAUAGUUGUAGCAGCUAUGAUGCGGAGGCACGGUGGCCAUCCGGCCGCCACCGAGUCUAGCUGUUUUGAGAAAUAAGUUACCGGCUGUGUCUAGGGCCCUACUGUUUGUGUUAGGACCCCUUUUGCUAUCCCUUGCUUUUUGUCUAUGAAAAGGUGAAAGGGUUUAGUCACAUCAGGCUGUCCCAAAGCUGGAGCCGACAACAGGGUAUGCUUUAGUAGUUUAAAGGCGCUCUUAUGAGUCUCAGUCCAUUUAAAAGGCUGCCCUUCUCGGGUUGCCUCAUAAAGGGGUUUUGCUAUUUCAGCAAAACUGGGGAUUCACAGCCGGCAAAAUCAAACCUACCCGAAGAAUUCUCUUGCCGCCCGUCGGAUCGUUGGAGUAGGUACCUUAAGUAUACCUCUGCUCUUUUCAAACCCUCGGGAGUAUGGCCCUCUCAGCCUUUCCAUUGAGGGUGUUCUGUGGUGUUGCUAUGCUUCACAUUGGUUUGGUCUCCCACCCCUCACCUCUUGGAGGUGGUGGUUUAGCCCCUGCUAGUUUCACAUAUUAAAAAGAAAAGGGGGAAUUGUUGCUAUGCACUCUCCCCCGCCAGGAGAUUUGGUUUAGCCCUUGCUAGUUUUUCGCGCUACUCCCUUCUCCCUGCCCCCUAUCCUACGUACUUCCUGAGCUCCUGGGUUUCUGAGUUCCUGAGUUCCUGCGGAGGAAAAGGAUGAAGGAAAGAUCUGUGUGGUGACUAGAGAGUCCCUCUCUGCUGCCAGAGGAGAAAAAUGGAGGAGCACAUUGCGUGCUCAUGAAUAAAGAUUAAACUGCGUUCUCAUCUCAGCUGUGUGUCUCUGGUAGUCUCUGUUACCUGCCUGUGAAGGUAGCCCUGGCGAUAAUGACAUAUGGUGCCUACAGCGUGGGACGUGACUUGCCCAUCCCCCAGAUAAGUGACAAUUUGGCUACCUAUGCACUAUGACCUUCUCUUCUGCUUGUGAAGAGAUCUCCAAAGGCCUCUGCCCUUUCUUCAUCAGACUGUUUCGCUGUUUCUGGAACAUUUAUCACUGGACCACUCUGUGGUUUCCACCCAACACCAGCCCACAGGAGCCCAACGACCGCCUGCAAGAGCCAACUAGCUGCCGCGUGGCACAGGGCAUUGGGUGUGGGCUCCCUCCACACUGCUCGGCCACUGGGAACAGGGCAGCAGACAUGGCGGACAGGCCGCCACACUGGGGCACCUCCGCCCAUGACUUAUGCACGGCUGGCCCACCCGCCCUCCUGCUAUGAAGUCUGGGUAGAUCCCAGACCACCUGGAGACUGUGGGUUCCCUGCCGAAACUGGGCCCCCUGGCUGAGAUCCCCAGCUUGGGUCUGAAGGCAGAUGAGCUAGAAUACGCAGAGAUUCAUCCAGAGAUCGCAACCUACAAUUCCUGGAGCUGAAGUUGCGCAAGAGGCCACCACUGGACAAUGCACUCCCCAAACGGCUAAGACAGUAUAGAUCUAAACUCGUGUUUAAAAUGACAUGUCUUAGUAACAAAAGUUUUCCUCCUUGUGUAUUGAAGACCAUGUUUACGUGUGUGUUUAAAGUUUGGUAAACAUUAACUUUAAGGUUAAAAAUAUAACUUUAAGGCUAUAUUCUUACCAGACAGAGUUAAAUAAAAAAGGUUUUCAACAUAAUUCUCAUAAAGAUAAAAAUAACUUACAUUUAAAGUCUGAGGUAAAAAUUAGUUAAAAAUCAAUAUAUUUUAACUAAGUUGGUCUAAAAAAAACCUGCGCACACCUAGCGUGUGUCUCCAUCUUGAAUGGGUAUAACAAAAGGUUAAAUAGACUUGUUGAUAUGUAAAACUCUCAAAUUCCUUCUCAAUUAGAAACGUUAGAUUGCGCUAUGGUUAUGCUAAUGAUUCUCAUGCCUGAGACUUUUUUCUUUCCAUGGUUCUUAUGUUUACCUUUCCACAUUCUAUUUUUUAAACUUUAAACAGCCUUAAAAUCAUACUAAAAAAGACUUCCAAUUGUAAUAGAGUUAUCAAUUGUGAUAUACUUCUAUCCUGCUACAAGUUUUGUUUCAUAGUAAGUAAAUUGCAGCUGUCAAGUUCUCUACAGAAAAGCAGAAUUCCAGCAGCUGACCUUCCUCAUACAACGUUCCACCCCCUGGCAUUCUUCCGUGGACAUCUGCUUUGGACUGGCAUUUCUAUCAGACUCACUGGUACACCUCUUGGACACUUUGCACAAAACUAGCAGCUUCCCUUUAUACUGCUGGGUUUCUCAAAGACUGACUGCAGCCAGCUGCCUU